Messenger RNA from Corapipo altera (White-ruffed manakin), 504 nucleotides. RefSeq names its product carnitine O-palmitoyltransferase 1, muscle isoform-like. The transcript is spliced from 3 exons. The annotation marks the transcript as partial. Gene Ontology annotation, biological process: carnitine metabolic process; fatty acid metabolic process. The record is from RefSeq and is a predicted model, not a curated record. Gene Ontology annotation, molecular function: carnitine O-palmitoyltransferase activity. Gene Ontology annotation, cellular component: mitochondrion. Lineage: Eukaryota; Metazoa; Chordata; Aves; Passeriformes; Pipridae.
GAGCACAACCCCCCCUGACCUCUAUGUGUCCCCCCAGUUGAUGGCACUGGGUGUCGUGCCCAUGUGCUCCUACCAGUCGGAGCGGAUGUUCAACACCACCCGCAUCCCGGGCAAGGAGACGGACACGCUGCUGCACCUGGCGGACAGCAAACACCUGGCCGUGUACCACAAGGGCCGCUACUACAAGGUGUGGCUUUACUACGGGGGGACGAUCCUGCCCCCCGCCGACCUGGAGCUGCAGUUCCAGCGCAUCCUGGACGACCCCUCGCCCCCCCAGCCCGGGGAGGAGCGGCUGGCAGCGCUCACCGCCGGGGAGAGGGUGCCCUGGGCCGAGGCGCGCGCCCGGUUCUUCAGCCGCGGCCCCAACAAGACGUCGCUGGACGCCAUCGAGCGCGGGGCCUUCUUCCUCACGCUGGACGAGGAGGAGCACGGCCGGGAGCCGGGCACCCCCGGCUGCAUGGACGCCUACGCCAAGUCCCUGCUGCACGGCCGCUGCUACGACCG